This is a messenger RNA of Ylistrum balloti, 4548 nucleotides long. RefSeq names its product G-protein coupled receptor GRL101-like. The transcript has 26 exons. Bases 1 to 4515 code for a protein of 1504 amino acids. NCBI's taxonomy places the organism in Eukaryota, Metazoa, Mollusca, Bivalvia, Pectinida, Pectinidae. The record is from RefSeq and is a predicted model, not a curated record. Gene Ontology annotation, biological process: G protein-coupled receptor signaling pathway. Gene Ontology annotation, cellular component: membrane. Gene Ontology annotation, molecular function: G protein-coupled receptor activity; protein binding.
AUGACCUUGACAGUUUUUCGUCCCUUGAGUGGAGGUGUGGAUAUUCUGGUAGAUAACAAUCUUUGUGUUGAUUCGGAUUCCUUCCACUGUAACGAGGCUGGCACCGAAUGUAUCGACCAAUCGCUUGUCUGCAACGGGGUCAGCGAAUGUAGUACUGGGAAGGACGAGGCUGUCGACGUUUGUGGGUGUCUCGAGGGGGAAUUCCAGUGUAAUAAGACGGUGUGUGUAGACAUCAUCAGGCGGUGUGAUCGUCAUCGUGACUGUGACGAUGGCAAAGACGAGGAAGAUUGUGAAACGUACACGUGUCCAACAUCCCAUAACAAGUGUAAAAACAGCUAUUGUUACCCGCAAGAUGGCCAUUGUAACUUUGAGAACGACUGUGGAGACAACUCGGACGAAGUAGAGUGUGAUUUCCGGACCUGUUAUAGCAUGGAGUUCACGUGUAACAACUCCGAGUGUAUAGCUAUAGCAUACCUUUGUGACGGUAUACCUCACUGCAUCGACGGAAGUGACGAACAACACUGCGGACCCCAGUAUUCAGACAUAGCGGCUCCUGUACGAUGUGUCACAGGACCCCAGUAUUCAGACAUCGCGGCUGUACGAUGUGUCACAGGACCCCAGUAUUCAGACAUAGCGGCUCCUGUACGAUGUGUUACAGGACCCCAGUGUUCAGACAUAGCGGCUCCUGUACGAUGUGUCACAGGACCCCAGUAUUCAGACAUCACGGCUCCUGUACGAUGUGUCACAGGACCCCAGUAUUCAGACAUAGCGGCUCCUGUACGAUGUGUCACAGGAUCCCAGUAUUCAGACAUCACGGCUCCUGUACGAUGUGUCACAGGACCCCAACAUUCAGACAUAACGGCUCCUGUACGAUGUGUCACAGGACCCCAGUAUUCAGACAUCACGGCUCCUGUACGAUGUGUCACAGGACCCCAGUAUUCAGACAUCACGGCUCCUGUACGAUGUGUCACAGGACCCCAGUAUUCAGACAUUAAUGCUCCUGUACGAUGUGUCACAGGACCCAAGUAUUCAGACAUAGCGGCUCCUGUACGAUGUGUCACAGGACCCCAGUAUUCAGACAUCACGGCUCCUGUACGAUGUGUCACAGGACCCCAGUAUUCAGACAUUACGGCUCCUGUACGAUGUGUCACAGGGCCCCAGUAUUCAGACAUCAAGGCUCCUGUACGAUGUGUCACAGGAACCCAGUAUUCAGACAUCACGGCUCCUGUACGAUAUGUCACAGGACCCCAGUAUUCAGACAUCACGGCUCCUGUACGAUGUGUCACAGGACCCCAGUAUUCAGACAUUAAUGCUCCUGUACGAUGUGUCACAGGACCCCAGUAUUCAGACAGUAAUGCUCCUGUACGAUGUGUCACAGGACCCCAGUAUUCAGACAUCACGGCUCCUGUACGAUGUGUCACAGGACCCCAGUAUUCAGACAUCACGGCUCCUGUACGAUGUGUCACAGGACCCCAGUAUUCAGACAUAGCGGCUCCUGUACGAUGUGUCACAGGACCCAAGUAUUCAGACAUAGCGGCUCCUGUACGAUGUGUCACAGGACCCCAGUAUUCAGACAUUAAUGCUCCUGUACGAUGUGUCACAGGACCCAAGUAUUCAGACAUAAAGGCUCCUGUACGAUGUGUCACAGGACCCAAGUAUUCAGACAUCACGGCUCCUGUACGAUGUGUCACAGGACCCCAGUAUUCAGACAUCGCGGCUCCUGACCCAAGUAUUCAGACAUCACGGCAUGAAGUGUUUUCGGGAUACAACUUGUAUCACAGCAACGUUUGUGGUGGACCGUGUACUCCGGAGCAACAUCGGUGUGAUAAUGGCCGAUGCAUCUUCAAAUCUAAUGUUUGUGAUGGAAUGUGUGACUGUGGUGGGACAUGUGAUGACGAAAAUGGAUGUUUAUCUCAAGCUUGUCCUAUUGGCGACACCUACAUGUGUAAGCUGAACGGCGAGAGCAAGAGGUGCAUUCCUAAAGAAUACGUUUGUAACCAAGACAACGAUUGUCGUAAUACCAAGGACGGUGCAGACGAGUUCUUCUGUUGGAAUAUCACAAACCAAUGUAGAGACUUUCCGGAGAACAAGAGAUCGGGCACGAACAAGUUUUUCGUAUGUCCAGAAGGUCGAUGUCUCCCUGCAGAAGGUCAUGACAAUGUCGUCUGCAACUACUUUCCCGACUGUGUUAACGGCGAAGACGAGAUGGGGUGUGAUCACCCAGCAUGCAAUGGUGACCAGUUCCGGUGUACAAGUGGGCAGUGUAUCCCGCAGGAUUUACAAUGUGAUGCCUCGUUUGACUGUUAUGACAGAUCGGAUGAACUCGACUGUGAAACAUUCUCAUGCUUGUACAGUCAUCGUCAUUGUCGAAGUGGUCAGUGUGUACCAAGAGCGAGAUGGUGCGACUACUUCCGGGACUGCCCUGAUGGAUCCGACGAGGACAACUGUGAAAGACCAACACAGUGUGGAGAGAACGAAUUCCGAUGUAAAAAUGGCCAGUGUAUUGACAAGGAUAUGGUUUGUUACAAGGGACUGGGCACUGAAAGACGAGGCUGUAUGGACGGUUCGAACCUACACAAAGAUCUGUGUGCAAAUCACACGUGUGGAAUCAACCAAUUCAAGUGUUACCGGUCUUACUGUAUAGACAUGGAACAGCGCUGUAAUGAAAACAUUGAAUGCAAAGAAUCCUUUGUAGACGAAGACGGAUGUCCCUAUCGCUGCCCGUAUAAGACUGAGGAGUGUAUGUGUGAGGGUGACGAGAUUGACUGCAGUAAUAUGGGGCUGCACGUGCUGCCAGCUGGCCUGGUAUAUGAGAAAGCCCUUCGGCAGUUCAAUCUUCGAGGCAACUUCUUCAACCAAACACUGAACAACAAUACUUUGAAACCAUACAGUAGUCUGACUCACAUCGACCUAAGCAAUAACUCCAUUACUGUGCUGCCCACAGGCUGUUUCCUGAACUUGUUCCGACUUAGCUUAUUGAAUUUGGCUAAAAACAGAAUUCGAUUGAUUCGAAACGGUACCUUUCUCGGCCUGACAAGUUUAACAAGUUUGUAUCUAGAGGACAAUCUAAUUGAGGAACUACAGCCGUAUGCUUUCUCCGGACUCUCACAUCUUCAAACACUUGACCUGAGCUAUCAACGAAUUGAAAGGAUUCAUCAGAGAGCAUUUGUGGGACUUCACAAGCUGUAUAAACUCAACCUAGUUGGGAACCGCCUAAUAAAAAUAGAAGAUGGCGCUCUAAGUGGUCUACCAAACCUUCUUAGUCUAGAUAUGCGAGAAAACUCUCUGGAAAUCAUAGAAGAAAAUGUGUUCCACGGCCUCCUAAGACUCCGGAAAUCAUAUUUUGACGAAUUCCACUUUUGCUGUGUGGCGAAGUCUGUGGAGAAUUGCUAUCCUGAGGCGGAUGAGUUUUCGUCCUGUGAGGAUCUUAUGUCCAAUUAUUUCCUCAGAAUAAGUAUAUGGAUUCUGGGCACUAUCGCAUUUCUUGGUAACGGACUAGUUUUUUUCUGGAGAGUCCGGGACUUUAGAGUUGGAAAAGUGCACUCGUUUUUGAUCAGCAACUUGGCGUUGGGAGACUUCUUCAUGGGUGUGUACCUGUUGAUUAUAGCUGUGGUCGAUACCUACUAUCGCGGUAGAUACUCAGUCUACGACAAAUCAUGGCGACAAAGCGAUCUUUGUAUGUUCGCAGGAUUCAUCUCCACAUUUUCCAGCGAACUUUCCGUCUUUACCCUAACGGUUAUUACUUUAGAUCGUCUCAUCUGCAUCCUGUUUCCGCUUAAGAUGAAACGUCUUGGUCUGCGAGAGGCUUUGAUAGUGAUGCCAUGUUUAUGGCUGUUGGUUCUCGUGUUGUCUGCUGCACCCUUAAUGGGAUGGGAUUACUUCUCAAACUUUUACGGUCGCUCGGCCGUGUGUCUUGCGUUACACAUCACUCCAGAGAAACCGAGAGGAUGGGAAUAUUCAGUUUUUGUUUUCCUUGUUCUAAAUUUUAUUUCUUUUCUUGUUAUAUUUAUAUCAUAUCUAUGGAUGUUCAUGGUAGCCAAGAAAACCACUACCGCUGUUAGAAAGUCCAAAGCUAAAUCCGACCAUUCCAUGGCGAAAAGGAUGACUUUAAUAGUGAUGUCCGACUUUUGCUGCUGGAUACCUAUCAUACUCCUGGGAUUUGCAUCGUUAGCAGAUGCCAGAGUACCACCUCAGGUUUACGCAUGGAUUGCCGUGUUUGUCCUCCCUUUAAACUCCGCCAUCAAUCCAGUUUUAUACACAAUUUCUACAGCACCGUUUAUGAGAAACUUCCGAAAAGGGGCGUCCCGGUUUCGGAAGUCUUUCACCACUGGAUCUUUUCGAUCAUCUGAGACGAAACAUUCGUUUAUAGACGAUAGAUUCUCGAACAAUUGGGGACGAAAUUCCAUGUAUAGACAGAUGGAGUUGACAAGAUUACGGGGUCUGAAGAAAUCCUACACUUUAAACACGAACCAUAGCGCGUGCGUUCAUGAGAAAUCCGCCUCUUCAAGAAUGUAAGCAGUCUAGAUGGAAGUUAAUCUGGUGUACAGU